Messenger RNA from Ceraceosorus guamensis, 1349 nucleotides. Its product is annotated as Pkinase-domain-containing protein. Gene Ontology annotation, cellular component: cytoplasm; nucleus. The transcript has 5 exons. Bases 235 to 1248 code for a protein of 337 amino acids. Gene Ontology annotation, molecular function: ATP binding; cyclin-dependent protein serine/threonine kinase activity. Gene Ontology annotation, biological process: protein phosphorylation. The record is from RefSeq and is a predicted model, not a curated record. Lineage: Eukaryota; Fungi; Basidiomycota; Exobasidiomycetes; Ceraceosorales; Ceraceosoraceae.
GAUCAAGCUGGUGGAGAGAGCCAACCGCGCCGCGUGCGCCCUCACCUUUUGCCCUUCACCUCUCCCGACACCUCGCAGGCUUUCACUUCGCCGCCUCGUCUGGUUCUUUCGGCCUUCUAGCUCUCAGACCCUCUCUUCUUUGCGAGUCUUGCAGAGCACGCUCAAGCCGUGCACAGACCCAGCCUCGCGUGCACCCAAAAGGGCACCGCCUCAUCCAGUCACUGCAUCAGCAUCAUGUCGAACUACGUGCAAUUGGAGAAGCUGGGAGAGGGCACAUAUGCUACGGUGUUCAAAGGAAGGUCACGCACGACGGGUGAGACCGUAGCUCUGAAGGAGAUUCACCUGGACGCGGAAGAAGGCACGCCCUCUACAGCGAUUCGCGAAAUCUCUCUGAUGAAGGAGCUGCGUCACACCAACAUUGUCAGGUUGCACGACGUGAUCCAUACAGAGAGCAAAUUGAUGCUCGUCUUCGAAUUUAUGGAGCAGGAUCUCAAAAAGUAUAUGGACAUUCAUGGAGAGAGGGGAGCGUUGGAUCCUACAACUGUAAGGAGUUUCAUGUUCCAAUUGCUCAAGGGCACCGCAUUCUGCCACGAAAAUAGGGUGCUCCACCGAGACCUCAAGCCUCAGAACUUGCUCAUCAACAAGCGCGGCGAGCUCAAGUUGGCAGAUUUCGGCCUCGCCAGAGCAUUCGGUAUUCCGGUCAACACGUUCAGCAACGAGGUGGUUACGCUAUGGUACAGGGCUCCAGACGUUCUGCUGGGCUCGCGAACGUACAGCACAUCCAUCGAUGUAUGGAGCGCGGGAUGCAUCAUGGCGGAAAUGAUCUCUGGAGUGCCGCUGUUUAGAGGUAGAGACAACAGCGACCAGCUGAAUCAGAUUUUGAGAAUCUUGGGCACGCCGGACGAGAUCACCAUGAAGAGGCUGCAAAACGAUUCGCCUGAAAUCCAGGUGCGCCCCCUCCCACGCACUCCUCGAGUGCCUUUUCAGCAGCUCUUUCCCAAAGCGCAUCCCCUCGCCAUUGACCUGCUGGACAAGCUUCUCAAAUUCGACCCGACGCAACGCAUCUCUGCCGACGAAGCUCUGAGGCACUCUUACUUCACUACGAGCUUGGCAGUGCAGGGACAGGGUGGCGCUCCUCAACAAGCUCAACAAAAUUACCUUCAGCAGGGUCAACCGGGGCAAAUGCAGCCCCAAAAUGGACAGUGGACGCAGGUCCAACAACCACAACAGCAAGUCUACAUGCAAUGAGCGGCUCGUCCGCUGCCAAGUUCUGGCUAGUCAACUUUUCCCGUCACCUGUAUCGACACGAACUUCAUCUUUACGGUCCCGCUCGUCGACAACGCUCAUGG